UGCUUUCAGUUUGUUUGGGUUGUGGGCGGUGCGCGCACAGCCCGGGAAAAGCGAGAAAUGGCGGCCCGGAGCGCGGGCACCAGGCGCGCCAUCCCGCAGAAGGGGUUAAUGGUCGCUGACAGGGGGCGCAGGAUGUUGGGUGUGUGUGGCAUGCAUCCUGACCAUCAGGAAGCUCUAAAAAAGAAUCGAGUGGUGCUGGCCAAACAGUUGUUGCUGAGUGAACUGUUAGAGCACCUCCUGGAGAAGGACAUCAUCACCUUGGAAAUGAGGGAGCUCAUCCAGGCCAAAGUGGGCAAUUUCAGCCAGAAUGUGGAACUCCUCAACUUGUUACCCAAGAGGGGUCCCCAAGCUUUUGAUGCGUUCUGUACAGCCUUGAGGGAGACAAAGCAGGGUCACCUGGAAGAGCUGUUGCUCAUGACCCUCUCUGGUCUUCAGCAUGUACACCCACCGUUGAGCUGUGACUACGACUUGAGUCUCCCUUUCCCGGUGUGUGAGUCCUGUCCCCCUUACAAGCAGCUCCGCCUGUCUACAGAUACUGUGGAACACUCCUUAGACAAUGGAGAUGGUCCUCCCUGCCUUCAGGUGAAACCUUGCACUCCUGAGUUUUAUCAAAGACAUUACCAGCUGGCCUAUAGGUUGCAGUCUCGGCCUCGUGGCCUGGCACUGGUGCUGAGCAAUGUGCACUUCACUGGAGAGAAAGACCUGGAAUUUCGCUCUGGAGGGGACGUGGACCACAGCACUCUAGUCACCCUCUUCAAGCUCUUGGGUUACAACGUCCAUUUUCUACAUGACCAGACUGCACAGGAAAUGCAAGAGAAACUUCAGAAUUUUGCACAGUUACCUGCACACCGUGGCACUGACUCCUGCAUAGUGGCACUCCUGUCACAUGGUGUGGAGGGUGGCAUCUAUGGUGUGGAUGGCAGACUGCUUCAGCUGCAAGAGGUUUUCCGGCUCUUUGACAAUGCCAACUGCCCAAGUCUACAGAAUAAGCCAAAAAUGUUCUUCAUCCAGGCCUGCCGUGGAGAUGAGACAGAUCGUGGGGUUGACCAGCAAGAUGGAAAGAACCAUGCAAGAUCCCCUGGGUGUGAGGAGAGUGAUGCUGGUAAAGAAGAGUUGCUAAAGAUGAGACUUCCCACUCGCUCUGACAUGAUAUGUGGCUAUGCCUGUCUCAAAGGGACUGCUGCCAUGCGUAACACCAAACGGGGUUCCUGGUACAUUGAGGCCCUCACUCAAGUGUUCUCUGAGAGGGCUUGUGACAUGCAUGUGGCAGACAUGCUUGUUAAGGUGAAUGCCCUUAUCAAGGAGCGAGAAGGCUAUGCCCCUGGCACAGAGUUCCACCGAUGCAAGGAAAUGUCUGAGUACUGUAGCACUCUGUGCCGUCAUCUCUAUCUGUUCCCAGGAUUCCCUCCCACGUGAUCCCACCUUCCCAUCAGUCAUGCUAAAUGGAGGCCACUGGACCACAGGUGUGAUAGAACCUUUUCAGGAUGGACGAUUUCUGUUCUUCCCCCUCAGGGAUAUGGGAAUCUCCCAGGCUAAUUUCAUAUGCCCAUUGUCUCUGCUUUGAAGUAUGGGACUAUAGGCCAGCCCCUUCUAUUGUGUGAAGCUCUUUCCCUAUAGAGCUGUCUCUGGUUGUACUUGUUGUCAGGAGUGUUUGGCUACAGUAGAAGAGGCUGGCAAGUGAUGUGAUGAACACAGUAUCUUAAUGGGAAGAGGGUGUGUGGGUUUCUUUGAUAUAUGUGCUCAGUUCCUGCCCCUAGGGCUUUUGUAAAUGACACUUGGGUAAUUGCAUUUAUUAGUUUCCUUAAGAUGUCUCAGAGAUCAUCUCCUGUCUUUUCUUAUCCUAGAUCAGUUUUUCCCAAAGUGAGAGUUUGGAAGGUAUCUUAAUUUAACGUAGGCAUUUUUAUUUCACCAAGCAUGACUGACUUGAGACACACUCUGUUGCUGUGUGUGCUGAAAUGACCUGUGCAUUCCCUUCAGUACUGCAAGGUCACCCAGUUGGAAGGGCGUUCUCAACUCCACUUUUGGAAUCUAGCCUUUCAGCAGAGGUUAGGAUAUGGAUGCCUUGCACCUUUAACUCAUUAAUCUUUGCCCAUGGACGUUCCAAAGAUCUUUUACUUGGUUGUUCUUUCUAGGACCUUAUUAUUGAAAUGAUCCUUGCAGAGAGAGUCAGCAAAAGGUGGGUAAGCGUGGUAGCUUCCUCAUAUUCUGUAGUCUAUCACCAUAUCUUCUUUUUUCUUCCUAUGGAAUGUCCCUUUUCUCUCCCUUACAAUUCUCACUUGUAUUCAGUUGAAUCGUGCCUCUUACCUGGAUUUCUAUAAAGCUUCCUAGUUGUUAUCUCCCUGCUUCCUGUUCAUUUCUCCCUCCUUUACAUUUAUUUCUUCCUUUUUACUGCUGCCACCAAAUCUGUUUCGUUGGAUCAUUUGGUUUUUCAAGGAUGUAAUAGUACCUUGUUCCUUCUUCUUAAAGUAUUCUCAUUAUUUCUCUCCAUUUCAAAAUGUGGGUUUUUCCAUACAUAUUAUUCCUUCAACUUAGAGUCCUUCCUUAUCUCGGCUUAAAUAAAACUAACCUGUUAAAGCCUUCCUUUUCUGUUCAUUCUUACCCCCUCCAGUCUUUUCUUCAGGUAUCAGAGUAGUUUUUGUUUUUCUGUUUUUUGUUUUUGUUUUUGUUUUUGUUUUUCAGUAUAAAUCAAAUCAUAUCCCUCCCUUGCUUGGAAUCCUUUGGCUUCUUAUUACCCCUCAAAUAAAAUCCAAGCUUCUUAACUUGUUUUAUAAGGGCUUGUGAGAUCUGGCCCCUGCCUUUCCCUUGAACCUCAGUGGUCUCCUCUCAGGUUUUCAAACAUCCUGAGCUCUUUCCAGCCCUAGAACCAUUAUAAGCACUAUUCCUGGGUCUUUGAAGCUCUCCAUUCCCUCAGCACUCUUGACUUGGUUGACAUCUUUAUUCUUCCAUUCUUGGCUUAAAUACCACCUUCUUGUGGAAGCCUUCCCAGGCCUGUCUAUCUCUAAGCAAUCUUCACCUGUGUUUCUUUAUUAUUAUAUCCUGUUUAUUUCUGCCUCCAAUACUAGGUUGUAAGCUCCUUAAGGGCAUAAACCUUGUCUUUUUUAAUUCACCAAUAAGUUCUCAGUGCUUGGCACUUAGUAGGCCCUCAAUAAAUGUUUGUAAUGAAGGAAGUAAACAAGCAAGCCAGCCCUCACUGGAAUCCUACUUAUUUGGUCGAAUUUCCCUUUGUACUUAAUAAUCAGUAUACAGAGUUUAGAAUUUGUACUUUGUUUUUCCGUGUGUUUUGUCCAAUGGUAUUAUUAGUUCCUUGAAGACAAUUGUCCUGUGUGAAACAUUUUCCUAUCUCCCACAGUGCCUAACACAGUGCUAGGUCUGUUGUAGUUAAGGUGCUUAAUGAGUAUUUGUACUUUGAGAAAGAUGGUUUGGAGACUUGUUGCCCCAGUCUUUCUCCUGGGUCAAAAUAGGAUGAAAGUACUUGGGUGAUAUAACCUUCCCAUUUUCCACUGCCAGGAUUUUUGUAUUGCCAUCAGGUGCCAAAUAAAUGCUCGUAUUUAUUACAAAUAUGUGCCUGAUAUCUCUGUUACUGUAAAUAAUCCCUUGUCUGAAGCCCAGAUAUUUUCAUUUACUUAGCCCCUUUCAACAUUCCUCACCACCUCAGAAGGCAUCCCAAAGCUGGAAACUCCUUCUGAUUUUGCGUC
Choloepus didactylus (southern two-toed sloth) is the source of this 3695-nucleotide messenger RNA. RefSeq names its product caspase 2 (gene CASP2). Gene Ontology annotation, biological process: regulation of apoptotic process; proteolysis. Bases 58 to 1416 code for a protein of 452 amino acids. Gene Ontology annotation, molecular function: cysteine-type endopeptidase activity. NCBI's taxonomy places the organism in Eukaryota, Metazoa, Chordata, Mammalia, Pilosa, Megalonychidae. The transcript is spliced from 11 exons. The record is from RefSeq and is a predicted model, not a curated record.